UGGUCGAGAGAUUGGUGACCAAACAACACGGAGAAAGUAGUAAACGCUCGCCGUCAGAGACAAACGCAUGUGCGAUUAUCAGAAGAGUUCGGUCUCGUACAGAUUCAGUCCGCUGUAGUCAUGCAGGCACACGAGCUGUUGAAGCAGAUGAGGAUCCCUGAGUUCUCCGAGGUCCGGGAUUAUUUCCGCAGUCUCUCCACCAACACACUCCUCGGCAUGGGUGCGUUCACCGCGGUCACGGCGUACUGGUACGCCACGAGACCCAAAGCCCUCAAACCGCCCUGUGACCUGAGCAUGCAGUCGGUCGAGCUCCCGGGUGGAGAGUUCGCUCGUCGAAGUGCAGUUUUAAACGGAGAUCCGCUUAUGACCCAUUUCUACGAAGACGCCAAGACCAUGUAUGAGUGCUUUCACAGGGGCCUGAGGGAGUCCAAAAACGGCCCCUGCCUGGGAUCCAGAAAACCAAAGCAGCCGUAUGAAUGGCUUUCAUACUUAGAGGUGAUUGACCGAGCCGAGAAAUUGGGAUCGGCAUUCCUACACAAAGGACACUCGAAAAACGGAAACCCCUACAUCGGCAUCUUCUCUCAGAACAGGCCAGAGUGGACGAUCUCAGAGCUGGCGUGCUACACAUACUCCCUGAUAUCAGUUCCUCUGUACGACACCUUGGGCACAGACGCCAUAAGCUACGUCCUCGACAAAACCUGUAUCUCUACAGUGGUGUGUGACGUACCCGAGAAGGCCAGGCUGCUGUUGGACUGUGUUUCCGGAAAACAGCACUCGCUCAAAACCCUGAUCCUCAUCCAGGACUUCGAGGCUGAUCUGGUGAGCCGAGGACAGCAGUGCGGCAUCGACAUCAUCAGCCUGAGAGACGCAGAGAAUAUCGGCCAGACUCACCGACAGCGUCCUGCGCCUCCUCAGCCUGAUGAUCUGGCCAUUAUUUGUUUUACAAGUGGAACCACAGGAAACCCUAAAGGGGCGAUGCUCACCCACAAGAACAUCAUGUCCAACACUGCUGCCUUCCUCCGGGUCACACAGUUCGCCUGUCCCAUCAGCCCUCAGGACGUGCACAUCUCCUACCUGCCGCUGGCACACAUGUUCGAGAGAGUCGUACAGGCAAUGAUUCUGGUGCACGGCGCUCGCAUCGGAUACUUCCAGGGUGACAUCCGCUUUCUGAUGGACGACCUCACGACCCUGAAGCCCACCGUGUUCCCCGUGGUUCCUCGUCUGCUGAACCGCAUGUUCGACAGGAUCUACGGUCAGGCCAACAGUGCCCUGAAGAGACGCGUGCUGGACUUCGCUUUCAGGAGGAAAGAGGCCGAGAUGUUGAGAGGAAUCAUGAGGAGAGACAGUGUGUGGGACAAGAUCAUCUUCAAGAAAGUCCAGGUAUUAUUGACCGGCUUUCUGUGA
Molecule: messenger RNA, 1404 nt
Organism: Rhinichthys klamathensis goyatoka
Lineage: Eukaryota; Metazoa; Chordata; Actinopteri; Cypriniformes; Leuciscidae
Gene: acsl1b
Product: acyl-CoA synthetase long chain family member 1b
Exons: 13
Coding region: 121-1404 (427 amino acids)
Biological process (GO): very long-chain fatty acid metabolic process; long-chain fatty acid metabolic process; long-chain fatty-acyl-CoA biosynthetic process
Cellular component (GO): membrane; endoplasmic reticulum
Molecular function (GO): arachidonate-CoA ligase activity
Source: RefSeq, a predicted model, not a curated record